AAAUGGUUUGCCAAACAUUUGUACCACGGCACUUGCCCUAUAACGUGGCUUGAGAGUCUACCCCCUCACAAUCCAAUUCUCCAAAAAGGCUUUGUAGUUCUCCAAAAAACUUGACCAAACUUCCCGACCCUCCCGCUAUCCCUCACGUACUCUUCCAUCUCACACAAAGAAUCCCAUCCACGUAUAAAUCCCACCAUUCCCACAUAACAAACAGUUCUUCGCCAUUUGCCACAUUUUGUUCUCAACAAGCCACGACCUUAACGGCUGCCAUAACUGCCCUAAUGGACUCCGUCGCCUCCACCUCCUCCCCACCAAACCACCACCCCCGACGCCCGCGAACCCGGUUCAAACCCACGCAACCCUUCGCCGACCGCAUUCUUCGAGCCCUCCACCACCAACUCCGCCUCCUCCACCGCCGAGACUCCAACUUCUUCGUGUUAGGCGCCACGGGGAACGUCUACACCGUCUCCUUAUCCGCCACCCCUUCAUGCACGUGCCCGGACCGUACAACCCCAUGCAAGCACAUUUUCUUCGUGUUCAUCCGAGCGUUGGGCCUUCCCCUCGAUGACGCAUGUCUGAGGAGGAGGACGCUGCGGCCGUGCCAGGUCAACCGCCUCUUAGGGCUGCCUACGCUGCCGGAAGCACUGGCGGCUUUCAGCCUUCGAGAGAGGUUUCACCAGUUGUUUUUUCAGGGCUCCUCGUCGUCGUCAGCAACAAAGCCACGACAUCAGGUGGAAAUUGAAGAGGGAAGUAGCUGCCCGGUUUGUUUGGAGGAGAUGGCGGGAAAGCAAGAGAAGGUGGUGGCUUGCGGGACGUGUAGAAACCCUAUACACGAAGAGUGUUUGAUGACGUGGAAGAGGAGCAGCGGGGGGAGGUCGGCUAGUUGCGUGAUUUGUAGGGCAAGGUGGAAGGAUAUUAAUAGGAUUAUGAAACAAGAUAAGUACUUGAAUUUGGCUGCUUAUUAUGCUACUAAUCAUGAUCAAGAUGACAUUGGUAAUGCUAGUGAGGGUCUAUCGGGUGAUGGUUGACCCAAAUAAUCUCUGUGUAAUUUCAUGUAAAUUAAGUUAAAUUAUUACAAGAACAGGUUACAAGGGAUGCUUCAUAAUUGUAAAUAGAUUGAUGGAUAAUCUAGGAAAAGGAAAUUACAAAUUGCUUAGUGUGGCAACUUGAAAAUUAUCAAAAAUUUCAAGGAGAUAGACCAAUGGUUUAUUAUUUAAUUACUGGAAUUGAAAUUGUCCUCAAUUUGCAUAUUAUUACCUGUAUAGCAUCAUAAGCGUUAAAAUAGAACAAUGAUUUGAUGCUGAAAGAAAA
Messenger RNA from Malus domestica (apple), 1311 nucleotides. RefSeq lists its product as uncharacterized. The record is from RefSeq and is a predicted model, not a curated record. Gene Ontology annotation, molecular function: zinc ion binding; ubiquitin protein ligase activity. NCBI's taxonomy places the organism in Eukaryota, Viridiplantae, Streptophyta, Magnoliopsida, Rosales, Rosaceae.